Marmota monax (woodchuck) is the source of this 7807-nucleotide messenger RNA. It is a transcript of the gene Cpeb4, whose product is annotated as cytoplasmic polyadenylation element binding protein 4. Gene Ontology annotation, cellular component: synapse; nucleus; neuron projection. The transcript has 10 exons. Bases 1444 to 3633 code for a protein of 729 amino acids. The record is from RefSeq and is a predicted model, not a curated record. Gene Ontology annotation, biological process: negative regulation of cytoplasmic translation. Lineage: Eukaryota; Metazoa; Chordata; Mammalia; Rodentia; Sciuridae. Gene Ontology annotation, molecular function: mRNA regulatory element binding translation repressor activity; ribosome binding; mRNA 3'-UTR binding.
UUGGUCUUUCCAGCUGGUUGUCAUUUCACUCGGCUCGGUCCUGAGGAGAAGGACUCAGCCGCGGCUGCUGGACCCGGGCACCGGGAGGCGGCGGCGGCGACAGCAGGGAGGAAGAGGAGGAAGAAGGAAAGAAAAAGAAGAGCCAGGCGGAGUCCGCAACGACGACAGCUGGGACUGCGGGACCGGGGUAGAGCGGCGGCGGCGGCGGCGGUGACGACAACGACGGCCCAGCAACCGUGAGGAGAAACAAAAGCCUUCUAAAUUAUAGUUUAAAAAAACCCGGGGGAGCCGAGAGAGCGCCGGGGGGGGGGGGAGAGGCCUUUCUCUGUAGUCUACCUGCCGUAGUGGGGUUUUCCUUCCUCCCCGCCCCCCACCCCCACCCCUGCGGAGAAUCGAACUGGGAGAACUGAACAAACCGCCCCUGGGUCCCAUGAGGGAGAAAAACCCCGGAGCCGCAGAGAGGGGAAGAGGCAGCAACCGCAGGACCUGCCCGCUCGCCCCCGUGGUCCGCGCACCCCCGGCCCGCCCGCUCGCCCUGUCCCGCUAACCCCUCCCGAUCGCAACCCGAGAGGGGCAGACGCGGGUUUCCAGCCCCUUUCAUGGGGGAGAGGAGGCCGGGGGGAGCCCGAGAACAGCGACCGCAGCAAGAUCUGCACCCGGAGCCUCGGGAACAGCCCCGGAGGCCAGAACUGCGCCCAGCGAAGGAGCAGAGACAGGACCAGGAACAGCAGAAACCUCCCUGCAAUCGUCUUUCCUUUAGUCAAUGCUGAUUUCCUCUCCCGCAACCAAGAAUUCACCUCCCGCCCCAGAUAACCUAAUAUAAUCUAUAUAUAUAUAAAUAUAUAAUAUAUAAUGUUCUUAAAUUAUUCCUGAUUUUUUUAACCAAGCUGCCAAGAAGAGAAGAACGUAUUCUCCCCCUUAGCACUAUUCUAAUUUUUAUGUGAGUGAAUCUAAACUGCUGAGGAAGACCAUAUGUGAUUGUUAAAUUAUAUAUAUAUAUAUAUAUAUAUAUACACAUAUAUAUAUUUUUACUCCGAGCAAUGCUUAUUCUUCUACAUCCAUAGAUGCUUGAGAAGCUGUGUUUUUGUCAUUCAUGUGUAUUUUCCUUUGGAAAAAGAAAGCGCCUAUUUUACUAACCAAAGACUUGAUUUUUACCCUCUUCGUUUUUAUUCCCUCCUAGAAAUCAGCCCAAUUGGAUUCAUGUCAAUAUUUUAAGAGAUUUUUUUUAGUUGCUUUUUUUCUUCUUUCAGAGAGAGACCAGAAUUCCAAAUCAGAGCUACUUAUGGUGAUAAGCUAGGAUCUUUGAGCUAGCUAUAAAUAAGAUAUUUCAAGAAAACAAACAAGCAACUUAAAUUGGAGUAGAGGAACAAAAACGGUGUGAGACAUCAGGUUGUGUGUGUGUUUUUUUUUUUUUUUGUGAGAUUCUGAUCCUAAAAAUAAUAAAUGGGGGAUUACGGGUUUGGAGUGCUAGUGCAAAGCAAUACUGGGAACAAAUCUGCUUUUCCAGUCCGAUUCCAUCCACAUCUGCAACCUCCACACCAUCACCAGAAUGCCACCCCCAACCCUGCUGCUUUUAUAAAUAAUAACACAGCUGCCAAUGGCAGCAGUGCUGGGUCAGCUUGGCUCUUUCCUGCUCCAGCUACCCAUAACAUUCAGGAUGAGAUCUUGGGGUCAGAAAAAGCCAAAAGUCAGCAACAGGAACAGCAAGACCCUUUAGAGAAGCAGCAGCUCUCCCCGAGUCCAGGUCAGGAAGCUGGAAUACUGCCUGAAACGGAGAAGGCAAAGUCUGAAGAAAACCAAGGGGACAGUUCUUCAGAAAACAGCAAUGGGAAGGAGAAAAUACGAAUUGAAUCACCAGUUUUGACAGGGUUUGAUUAUCAAGAAGCCACAGGGCUAGGUACUUCGACCCAACCCUUGACAUCUAGUGCAUCCUCUCUUACUGGUUUCAGUAACUGGUCAGCAGCCAUAGCGCCUUCUUCAUCUACAAUAAUCAAUGAGGAUGCAAGUUUCUUUCACCAGGGAGGGGUCCCUGCUGCUUCAGCUAAUAACGGUGCUCUGUUGUUUCAAAAUUUCCCCCAUCAUGUCAGCCCUGGCUUUGGAGGCAGCUUCUCCCCUCAGAUCGGGCCCCUCUCACAGCACCACCCUCACCACCCUCAUUUCCAGCAUCAUCACAGCCAGCAUCAACAGCAGAGGAGGUCUCCUGCCAGCCCCCACCCGCCUCCCUUCACACACAGGAGUGCUGCUUUUAACCAGCUGCCUCAUUUGGCGAAUAAUCUUAACAAACCCCCCUCUCCGUGGAGCAGCUACCAGAGUCCCUCUCCAACCCCUUCAUCUUCCUGGAGCCCAGGAGGUGGUGGAUACGGAGGCUGGGGAGGCUCCCAGGGCCGAGAUCACCGCAGAGGGCUGAAUGGUGGAAUAACACCCCUGAACUCCAUCUCACCUUUGAAGAAAAAUUUUGCAAGCAAUCACAUUCAGCUCCAAAAGUAUGCUCGUCCCACCUCUGCCUUUGCUCCAAAAUCCUGGAUGGAAGAUAGCUUGAACAGGGCUGACAAUAUUUUUCCUUUUCCGGACCGCCCUAGGACAUUCGAUAUGCACUCCCUGGAGAGUUCACUCAUUGACAUAAUGAGAGCUGAGAAUGAUUCCAUUAAAGGUCGUCUAAACUAUUCAUACCCAGGAUCCGAUAGCUCUCUGCUUAUUAAUGCAAGGACAUAUGGGCGAAGGAGAGGUCAGUCUUCAUUGUUCCCAAUGGAAGAUGGGUUCCUGGAUGAUGGCCGUGGGGAUCAGCCUCUUCAUAGUGGCCUUGGCUCCCCUCACUGCUUCACUCACCAGAACGGGGAACGGGUCGAGCGGUAUUCUCGCAAGGUGUUCGUGGGCGGAUUGCCUCCUGACAUCGAUGAAGAUGAGAUCACAGCUAGUUUUCGUCGCUUCGGCCCUUUGAUUGUGGACUGGCCUCAUAAAGCAGAGAGCAAAUCUUAUUUUCCUCCUAAAGGCUAUGCAUUCCUGCUAUUUCAAGAUGAAAGCUCUGUUCAGGCUCUCAUUGAUGCAUGCAUUGAAGAAGAUGGAAAGCUCUACCUGUGUGUAUCAAGUCCCACCAUCAAGGAUAAGCCAGUACAGAUUCGGCCCUGGAAUCUCAGUGACAGUGACUUUGUGAUGGAUGGUUCACAGCCACUUGACCCAAGAAAAACUAUAUUUGUUGGGGGUGUUCCUCGACCAUUACGAGCUGUGGAGCUGGCUAUGAUAAUGGAUCGGCUGUAUGGAGGUGUGUGCUAUGCUGGGAUCGACACAGACCCUGAGCUGAAAUACCCAAAAGGAGCUGGGCGAGUGGCAUUCUCUAAUCAACAGAGCUACAUAGCUGCUAUCAGUGCCCGCUUUGUCCAGCUGCAGCACGGAGAGAUAGAUAAACGGGUGGAAGUUAAGCCAUAUGUCUUGGAUGAUCAGCUGUGUGAUGAAUGUCAGGGGGCCCGUUGCGGGGGCAAAUUCGCCCCAUUUUUCUGUGCUAAUGUUACCUGUCUGCAGUAUUACUGUGAAUAUUGCUGGGCUGCUAUUCAUUCUCGUGCUGGCAGGGAAUUCCACAAGCCCCUGGUGAAGGAAGGCGGCGACCGCCCUCGGCACAUUUCAUUCCGCUGGAACUAAAGGCUACCUAACUACAGUGCUCGUUUCCAGGCCUCAGAAUAAGUGCACUCUUCGUCCUUCUGACCCUUCCUCAGCCUCUUCACGCUGGCAUGUCCUUUUGUAGCAGUGUGUAACUUAACAAUAGUAUAACGAAAAGAGUGACCUAUGGUAUAGGUGUUUUGUAGAUCCUUGUGUCACUGCAAACAACGUGUCUGAACUCCUUUUUGUAUUGGCACCUGCUGCGUGGAAGUUCUGUUCUCUUGCUUUGCUGGAGACCAAGAGGGUUCCAACUUCCUGCAGCAUUUUCUUAGAGGAGAGAGAGAAAUAUUAACAGAGAAAUGAAACAAUAGAGUAUUUUGGGUUUUUAAUUAAAUUAUUGUUAAUAAUAGAACAUAUAAGAAUACUUUUAUUAAGAUAACCAUGCAACAAGAACACUAUCGGUCUGUUCUGACACAGUUCCCCCCAGGGAAGUGCUUCUGCCUUUUCCUUCCUUUUCUUCCUUUUUUUUUCUCUCUCUCUUUUUUCCAUCCCCUUCUAAUGCUUUUAACAGCGAUGGAGGAAGUGAACAGUCACUACCAGGAAAGAGCGUGUCACAGCACACAGAUGCCUGAGCAAGGGUGAGCAGCGUUGUAAUUCAUAUUAAGGGUCCUGAGGCUGAAGAGAACUCACUCUGCCUCAGCAUUAUUAGGACAUCAGAAAAAAUAGUCAAGUAGGCAGAGCUAGGUUUACUUUCUUUCAAAUAUUUAAAAAAUUUUAAAAAUUCAGAAUGUAAGAAUUGGGUAAAUUUAUUACUGAGGGGAGUGCACUUAUUUAUUUAACUGACUUAUUUGGUCACAGCCCCAGGAAACCUACCAAAGCUAGAAUUCAUGACAACUGGUGGGAAAACUAGCAUUUCCUCUCCUGAAGAACAAAUGUGUGCAUUUUGUUUUUGAUAUUAUAUACAAACUCUAUAUCCUAAUUCACUAACACUCGUCAGGUGUCAGCCUUUGCUCUCCAUUUUGACAUUAAAAGCAACAGAUCUAGAGAUACCUCAAGGAUUCCAUUUUUAAUUUUGUUCCAGAACACUCGUAGCCAAAACCCGGAGACAAAAAACAAUAUACAAAUUGGCUGCUGAUUGGCUUACUUUUAGAUUUAAACUUACUUUGGAUAUCCUGUAAUUUAGUUGUAACAUAGAAAAUGGAAAAAAGUUUUAAAAAAGUUAAGUAGUUGCAAAGUGUUUUGCACUGUUGAACUAAGUAACUGUGUAAAUCUGUGCAAAGGUACGUAUGUUUAUCUUACUCUUCCUAUAAAAUAAAAUAACCUUACAGUUUCAGAACUUAGCAUGGGACAUAGUCAGUGUUUGAAGUGCCAACUUCAUCAAGUAAUGCAUGCUUUCUUAUAAAUAAAAUUCUUGCUUCGAAAGGCGUUCUUAUGUGUUGAACAGUAUGCUUCAGGAGUAAAUUUAAAAUAGUCUCUUGAAGUCCUAGUCAUGGAAGUAACUUUUAUUUUAAUUGACAUUCUUUUAUUAAAUGCCCUAUCAACAAUUCAAAGGAUUCUUAUCAGUGUGCAAAACAGUAAACAACAACAACCUAACAGCAAUCUUGCUAGUUGUGCUACCUAACAGUUACCAUCUUGGAUCCUUCAAAACCAAAGACUUGCCCAGCACUGCUGUGGAACCAUCCGGCUGAUGCCCCCCACUGAUUAUCUUUAGGAAAAGCAGUCCUUUAUUUUUGAUACAGGCUUUAAUGAACUAUACCUGUUAAGUUCCAAAGGUCAAAAUGGAGGCAUUGCUGUCUAGGAGUCCAACACAGAGAGGGAGCUGCUUUUCAAGAACUCCCUGUGAACAGUAAAGCAGUCAUGCGAUGGAGGGUGCUCUCGCGUAGCUAGCUGGUCAGGGACUUUUGUUUUCCUUUUCUCCUGAACCACAUGAUUCUGAUUGGAAUGUUCAUUUGCCUCUUUUGAUUCUUUUCCAUGCUUGUAGGUGGCUUGGGGUGUGCUAUGUGCUGUUCCUACUCAGUAAACAGGUGUGGUGAGUUAACAAGAAACAACACUGUUUGAAAACUAGCUUUGGAUAAUAAUUUUCCCCUUUGUACAUGACCUGCUGAAUUUCGGUACAGUGUUUUUGUAGCUAACUUAUUUUGUCAUGCACAUAAUGUAUAUUUGUUAUGCACUACUUUUGUAUAUCUUGUUUUUCCAACAGUGAACAUUUUUAGGCACACUUUUCACUGACGGGAUAUCUCUUUAUGCAAUACCUCAAUUUUUCAUAUUGCAAAGAGUAGCUUUUUGUACUUUUAUUACUGAGAGAUCUUCAUAUACUUCAUUUUUUAAUAUAAAUAAUUUUAAUAAAUUUUAUUUUCUUAUAUUCUGCUUUUUAUACAUUUCAGUGCUCUGCAUACAUUUUAAAUUAUGAAUGUUGUGCACUGGCAAUGCUAUUUUAGAGUCUGCAGAGAAGAGAAAGCAUGUUGCUUAAACAUCCCUCCCCGGCACCAGCUCUUGGUGUGCCUGUAAUUUAAGAAAUAGUCUAUGUAAAGUCACAAAUUAAUGAAAAAAAAAUUCGCAUGAAAAUGACAGAUAACACUGUAGUUCCUAAAAGAAAAAAAAAUUAAAUGCAUAAGCAUAGGGUAGAAAUUUAAAAUAACAAAAUUGUCUACAGCUUCUUACUAAGUUUUUAAAAUUAUUCAUAAAACGCAGACAUUUUUGGUGAAUGUUUAGCCAUUUUUAAUCUUAAUAAAUUGAUGUUAAGUGUUUGAUUCAGAGAUGUCUGCUCUUUUAAAUUAUAUAUAAGGAAAAAAAAAUAGCCUGCCAUGGGACAGGUGUGUAAUGUUAGUAUGCAUGACUAAUGUAAGAAAUUGUUAUUCUACUAAUAUUUACUUGUGAUUGUGUGACAAGCGUGUUUACAGAUUAUUUGGUUACACUUCAAUUUACAGGGCAUAAACAAUGAUUAUCUAUUACUCUGAAUUUUAUUGAUUACAUGUCCUUCAGAUUACAUGGGAUUGUAGUUGGGAGUUACCAUGUAACUCAAACAUAAUUAACAUGUAAUUAGUUUACAGAUUUUAGGGUCUCACUUCAAUUUACCAAGCAUGUAGUUCUAGCGCACUAGCAUGGCACCAGCCAUGUACUUACAAUGUAGUUACAGAGUAAUUACAUGGUUAUUUUUGCAAUGUAAAAUAAAGUGUUUCUGAUUAUUUUCUAUGUAAAGGAACCCUCGCCCUCCCUUUUCCUGUCCCCACGCUUUGGUAUAAUAUAUAUACUUCUCCAUACACAGACCUCUGCAGAAUGCAAAAUAAAACUUGCAGUGAAUGAAUUUAGCAUUUUAUGAGAGUGCUGUUGGAAAGACUUGAUAACUCACCCCUUUUGUUUUGAAGAGUUGAAUCUUCUGUUAAAAGGUGAUUUAAAACUUGAAUGUGAUGAAUUGUGGCAAGUUAACAAGUUAUGUGCAAUACUUAUUUCAAACUUUUGAAAGAUCUUUGCAGUGUAAUUCUUUGUUUUUAAUUGCAGACAUUUAAAAAUGUCAUUUUCUACUGUUAAGAGUAAUCCUCUUUCUUGCUGGUGUUUCUAAAGAAAAGAAUCAGAAAUCAAUCUUUCUACUAAUGUAAAUUUGAGAUUAUUUUUAAAAAUGGAAUAAAAGAGGUUUUGGUCAUUUGCUUUAUUUUAUUAUCUUAUUUUAAAGCUACUGUGAUUGAUAGCAUUGUAAGAAUUGGGACAAUAUUGUAUUCAACUUUUAUUUUUUAUAUUUUUAAAAUUUAAAGUAUAAUUAGUUUUUAUAAUUUUCAUCAGAUUUUUGUUAUAUUUUUUGGAAGUGAAACUUUUAGCAAGUGGGUGUCUAGUUUUUACUAAUCCCUAAUUUUUUUCCCAGUGUAUUGCUCAUAUUAUCAGAAGGAAAAGUUAUUUAAGUGUGUCAGUUAAUUGUACUACUUGGCUGAAUUUCCAUAUAGUUUUUACUGUGUAUGGGGAGGUUGUAGUAUUUAUUAUAGCAUUUUAAAUAAGGGUAAUUCAUUUUUUAUUAAAGUCAUUUUCACGUUAAGUUCCUAUUUUUGUAUGUUCUACUCUUAAGUUAUAUAACACAGUUCCUUUUUUAAAAGAGUUCAUUUGUUGAAGUGCUAGUGGAAAAUUAAUGUUAUUAAAUAGUUUGCAAAUGACUAUUUAUACCAGUAUGCAUAUAAUUUUUAAAUAUUUGUAAUGUGAGAUGUUGAAUGAAUAAAACUUUUAACUCAGA